CAGCAGCACUCUCAGUAGAAGUCAGAAGUGAAUAGACACACAGAGAGGAAAGAGUGUGGCCGUGGCUUAUUUAUUUAGCUCCCGUUGUCAUUAGCUUGGUUGACCUACAGUUGGAUUGCGAGACUGUUACGUACAUUAUCUGCAAGGAGGGAAAGACAACAGUGUCCUCCCCGUGUUGCCUGGAUGCCCAUUGACUUGGUGAUCUCUCCUCAGUUGUGGACAGACAUGCACGAGAGUGAGAUGAGGCUGAAGAUGCGCGUCAGGCGAAUCAAGGAAGGGCGAGAUCUGAGAGGUGGCUUUGCAGCAUUCUCCUCAUGUUUUACUGACCUGUGUGAGAGUAAACAAGCCACUAUUCUGCCUCUCAGCCUGUCCCAGCCCUGCCUACCUGUGGCCAAUGUUGGUCCCACCCAUAUACUGCCCCACCUAUACCUGGGCUCCCAAAGAGACGUCCUUAAUAAGGAACUGAUGGCUCAGAAUGGAAUCGUCUAUGUUCUGAAUGCCAGUAACACUUGUCCCAAACCUGACUUCAUCAGCGACAACUACUUCAUGCGCAUUCCCGUCAAUGACAGCUACUGUGAGAAGCUACUUCCUUGGUUGGAAAAAACCAAUGAGUUCAUUGACAAAGCCAAGAUGUCAAACUGCAGAGUCAUCGUCCAUUGCUUGGCUGGCAUAUCCCGCUCUGCAACCAUUGCCAUUGCCUACAUAAUGAAAACUAUGGGCCUGUCAUCAGAUGAUGCUUACAGGUUUGUGAAGGAUCGUCGACCAUCAAUAUCUCCAAAUUUCAACUUCUUGGGUCAGCUGCUGGAGUUUGAGAGAGCCUUGCAAAUGGAGAAGAAUAUACCGUGUGAUCCCAUGAGGUUAGCGGAGCAGCAUGAAGAGGUGGUGGAGCUCAAAAAUAUGGAGCAGCAGAGUUCAGAAAGAACUCAAGAAACUACAGAGAUCACCACAAAGCCUCCAUCACCUACCACACUACAGAAAGAACUGAGCUCCCUUCAUCUCUCCACAGAGCAAAUCCUUCAAAACAAAAGACUCAAGUGCUCCUUCUCACUCAAUAUUAAGUCUGUGUUCUCAAAACAAAACCAGCAAUUCUCUUCCAACCUCUCAUCAUCAGAUUCUGAAAACAUACCCAAACCCUGCAGACUCAAAAGCCUAAAGAGUGCCAACAGUGUGUGUCAGUACCCUUCAAUGGUGGACUGCCCAAGCAAAGUUAGUCAGCAAAGAGAGAGACAAGAAAAUGGCAGUUUUCAGAGGUUAUCUUCCACCUCUCUUUCCCUCAAUUUUAACCAGGCUAAAUGUAGGACAAUACCUCAGGAUUCCAUUUGUGAGACCAACUUGAAGGCGCAGUCUUUCCUCAGCUUGCCGCUGGGUGCAUCUGCUACUUGGACCACGCACAGAUGCUUAAAUCAGGCCACCACCCCUAUCACACCAACGGAUGACUGCCCUUGGUUCUUAGGCUCUAAUUUGGCACCAUCUGGUACAGUGACGGGGAGCAUGGUGCACUUUGGCAGCAGUCCUGCGUUUGCGGCAUUCAGCCGCAGUGGCCAAUCUGGCACCUCUAACCUCAGCGUACACCAAAGGGACAAAACACAAGAGCCCCGGGACUUUCAGAACAGCUGGCUUGAGAAUGGGAAAGCGAUAGUGUGUAGUCUAUCGCAAGUGGACACGAAGUACAAGCGGCGCAGCUGCCAAAUGGAGUUUGAAGAGGGUAUUAACACAACGCAAAGCAGUGAGGAGUUCGGAAAGCUGGCAAAGCAGUCGAGUUUCUCUGGUAGCAUGGAGGUCAUUGAGGUCUCGUGACAAAGAUGACAUUAAACUACAGUAGUGUUUUUCAUCAUAAAGGCAAUAACCCCAAGUAGAAUAAACUGUUUAUCAAAAAGUUCUGUUGUUACAGAGCUUUUGGGGGACUUGUUUCUACCCCCUUUCCUUGCCAAUCAUUUGAACCUGGGUUGAAAGAGGUGUCAUUGAGGAAAAGGUAAACUGAUUAACAAAAGAUGCUAUCCAUUAUUUUUACAAUAAGCGAUUUAGUGGUGAUGGUGCUGGAGUACAGUGAAUUUUAGAGAGCUUAUUGACUACAUAAUAAUAUGCGCACCAAAGACCUCACAGAGUGACCUUAUUCAGGCAUGUCAUCCAAAGGUACACUCAAAAUGAAGGACACGUAGUAUGAUCAUAAAAAGACAUUAAACAUGAACGAAUGAAUGAAUGAGUGAAAAAAGCGAGUAUGUUUAUGCUGAUUUCAGGCAAACUGGCAACCACACUUAAAGAUAACUUUUUCAGUAUGAGGAGGAACCCGACUUAAAGAUGUACAGUAAUUGCUGUGCAACAUUGUGCAACAUCAUUGCCCAAUGUUACAUUUAUGUUCUGUAAAUUCAGUAAUAUGGGCAAUUGCAUUCAAUAAUGUAAUUAUUCAGUGUUAUCAGUUUAAUCCACAAUGUAAUAGGAGAGUAGAAAUAUAUUAAGUAUAUGUUCAAGAUGAGAUUCUCUCAGAUCUACUGCUGUGCACUGACCAUGCUCAGAAUGGCUGGCUACCUACAAACAGACAAGCUGCUUCCAGCAGCACUAUGUACUAAGCUGUAAAUCUCUACAUUUUGCAUAUAGAUAUGUAAAUGAAAUGUACUUAAAUUUAUGGACUAUUUAAAGUUUCAUGCAUUGUUGCUUUAAUUUAUUGUAUUGGUUUCAUUCUGGCAAUGAGCAAUAAUAUAUUAUUUGAA
Messenger RNA from Myxocyprinus asiaticus (Chinese sucker), 2708 nucleotides. Its product is annotated as dual specificity protein phosphatase 8-like. Gene Ontology annotation, cellular component: cytoplasm. The transcript is spliced from 5 exons. Lineage: Eukaryota; Metazoa; Chordata; Actinopteri; Cypriniformes; Catostomidae. Gene Ontology annotation, molecular function: protein tyrosine/threonine phosphatase activity; MAP kinase tyrosine/serine/threonine phosphatase activity. The record is from RefSeq and is a predicted model, not a curated record. Bases 184 to 1797 code for a protein of 537 amino acids. Gene Ontology annotation, biological process: protein dephosphorylation; negative regulation of MAPK cascade.